AUGUUCAUCUGCAACAACUUCAUCAAGAAAAUUCAACCAGUAAUGGAAGUGAAGAAAACCAAGUGGUUCGAUUUCUCCCCUAAAACCUGUGUCGGUUGGAAACUACUACUCCUCCACCACGCUAUGAUGAAUGAAAUCUCUUCGUCAAUCAGAGCUACCAGUUCGACCACCCCUAAUCGACCACCCCUAGUUGUCAGAUCUUCUAAUCACUCUUCUACCAAGGUUCAUCUGUAUCUUGUUGGACGUAAGCUAUGGAAGGAAGUAGAGAAAUCACCAUCAGGGGAAGAUACUUAUAGAACUGUAAGUGUGAGUGUGGAAGGGCAAAGUUCCUUAGAUCCUGUAGGCCUGAUCACCAACCUCCAUUACUUUUACCAAUUACUAGUGAAUUGGGUGGUGGAAGUGAGGACAAGAUAA
This is a messenger RNA of Lactuca virosa, 414 nucleotides long. Lineage: Eukaryota; Viridiplantae; Streptophyta; Magnoliopsida; Asterales; Asteraceae. The record is from the annotation of a GenBank genome assembly.